GUGUUCCGCAAGGCCUUGGUCUCUGAUAUAAAACCCUCACUCACACCCACCAUUUUCUCCAUCUUCCUCCUCAAUCUCCCAAUCCAUAACCGACCCUUAAAGUUUCCGCUCUCUCUUCUCACAGUCAAAAAUGUCGGCCUUCAAGGGAAAGUAUCACGAUGAGCUCAUUGCUAAUGCUGCCUACAUUGGUACCCCGGGAAAGGGUAUCCUUGCUGCCGAUGAGUCAACUGGCACGAUUGGCAAGCGUCUUUCCAGCAUUGGCGUUGAGAAUACUGAGACAAACAGGCGCGCUCUCCGUGAGCUGCUUUUCACCACUCCCGGUGCCCUCCAAUACCUCAGUGGAGUCAUCCUCUUUGAGGAAACCCUCUACCAGAAGACAGCUGCUGGUAAGCCGUUCGUUGAUGUUUUGAAGGAGGGCGGUGUCCUUGCUGGAAUUAAGGUUGACAAGGGCACUGUUGAGCUUGCUGGUACCAAUGGUGAAACCACAACUCAGGGUCUGGAUGGCCUUGGCGAACGUUGCAAGAAGUACUACGAAGCUGGUGCCCGAUUUGCAAAAUGGCGUGCUGUGCUCAAGAUUGGCCCCACCGAGCCAUCUCAGCUGGCAAUCAACGAGAACGCCAAUGGGUUGGCCCGAUAUGCUAUCAUCUGCCAGGAGAAUGGCCUUGUCCCCAUUGUUGAGCCAGAGAUCCUUGUUGAUGGAUCCCACGACAUUCAGAAGUGUGCUGUGACCGAACGUGUUCUUGCCGCAUGCUACAAGGCACUUAACGACCACCAUGUCCUGCUUGAAGGGACUCUCUUGAAGCCUAACAUGGUGACUCCAGGAUCUGAUUCCAAAAAGGUUGCGCCCGAGGUGGUUGCCGAGCACACUGUCCGCGCCUUGCAGCGCACCAUGCCUGCAGCUGUCCCUGCUGUGGCUUUCCUCUCUGGUGGGCAGAGCGAGGAGGACGCUACCCUCAACCUCAACGCCAUGAACAAGUUAAAGGCGAAGAAGCCAUGGACUCUUUCAUUCUCCUUCGGACGUGCCCUUCAGCAGAGCACUCUCAAGGCUUGGUCAGGAAAGGAGGAGAAUGUGAAGAAGGCUCAGGAAGCUUUCCUCACCAGGGCCAAGGCUAACUCGGAAGCGACAUUGGGAGCCUACAAGGGUGACGCCAAGCUUGGCGAGGGUGCCGCCGAGAACCUUCAUGUCAAGGACUACAAGUAUUGAUUGGGGAAGCUGUCGAAUACCAAAUUGUUAUGCGGUUAGAAGGUAGCUUUGUUUUCGCGGUCUCGUAACCUAGGUCGUUCCUUUUUGUUUGCUGAAACUUUGAUCGUGAUCUCAGUCGUGCUGAGAUUAUUACCGGAUACUAGUAGGUUUUGAUAAAAGCUUUGAGGAGAGUUUUAGUUUGUUCAUCGACUUGGUUUUAGUUUGGAGAAAUGUAAACUUCUUUUGUUAUAUAUUUGGGUUCAUUGAGAAUGUGUUUAUUUGAAAGUUCUUU
Messenger RNA from Malus domestica (apple), 1475 nucleotides. Its product is annotated as fructose-bisphosphate aldolase 6, cytosolic. Gene Ontology annotation, molecular function: fructose-bisphosphate aldolase activity. Gene Ontology annotation, biological process: fructose 1,6-bisphosphate metabolic process; glycolytic process. Gene Ontology annotation, cellular component: cytosol. Lineage: Eukaryota; Viridiplantae; Streptophyta; Magnoliopsida; Rosales; Rosaceae. The record is from RefSeq and is a predicted model, not a curated record.